AUGAAAGAUUAACAAUAAUACUUGGGGACUCUAGCUAAAAAUGUCUAGUCGCAAAAACUUGCUAUGGCUAGAACUUCAUCUCUCGACAGAAUCUUGCAGGCUUUGUAAAAACCGAAGCAGGAUGGAAGCCCGUACAAUUCUAAAAACAGUAACCAAUUAUAUAAUGAGAUUGCAUUCGCAGAUAAUCAAUUGCAAAAGAAUUAGCUAUUGCAGUAAAAUUAAGCAAUGCAAGGAUAAGCUUUCUAGAAUGCUAAUCAAAAGGAGUAAAACAACUCAUUAGGUUAGAACUAUAAUAAUACACUGCAGGAUAAGACAAACAGUUAAAAUUCUAUCACAUAUUAAAUCACAAAGAGCAACUAGAAGCAUAAGACUCUAGACUAUUAAUAGCUGCAGCAGUAGUAACUUUUUAUGAUGUAAAGUAACAGUAGGACACAGUUUAGCAAUUAGCAAUAGAUCAAUAACGGCGAUGGUUAAACAUUAUUUCAAAGCAUGAAGAACUCUAUAAAGAUCGUGCGUCCCAAGAUGAAGGAAGGCAUAGUAUCGAAUGGAAUGGUAAAACAGUACUAGUCGCAGAAGCAACUUAACCCAUAUGUGCAACCAAUCACCACUGCUUAGCAAGAGCUUGUAUACAUGAAAACACAAUAAGGAUUUUAGGUGUCUAAAUUAAAGAAUAAAAGUAAUCCUUAUUUGCGAAAGUAGAAUGCAAGAGCCUUUUCUUAGUAAAAGCGGAAAAUUCAGGAUCUUUUGAAUCAUGUGUACAAGUCCAAAUAGUAAUAGAAAUCGGGGCCUCAGAGUAGAAGCAUAACACCUGAAAACCAGAGACCGUAGGGAAGAGAAAAAGCAUAAAAUAAGGAUUAGAAGAAAAGCAACAAAGAUCUGCAAAUAGUUUCAGAAAACUAAGAGGAGAACUCUUAGUGCGAACUUUUGGAUAUUGAAUAAAUUCGAGAUCUCAGGAGGUAACAGUCUCAUUAGGACUAAAGAGGGGCAUUCCACAAGACUUAGUCAAUAUCAACAACAGGGUAAUCGAUUUAGAUUGGCAAUAACCACUAAGAGUCUCAAAGUGACAAUGUACUUAAGAUUUUUUCAAAGCCAAAUAUAUAAGGAAAGUUUUUUGAAACUUUUAGCAGAGAGGGCUUCUUAAGUAAUGAAGAAGGAUUGAGAAUUUAAUAAGUUUAGAUAGGCAAUACAAUGCAGAAAAGAUAAAUAAACAUUGCACACACCAACAUUGCCAAUCAAUUAAAACAUCUGUCAGAGGAAUAGAGACAGAGUGCUUUGAAAUUUUUAACUCUCUAAAAUACAUUCCAAACUGUCAAGCCUUAGUCUUAAAGUUCAAAUAACAGACCCAUUAGAUCAAUUGCCUAAUUCUAACCUUUGUCAACCCAAAAUAAAACGAAAAAUUAAGAGCCAUUGAUAUCAGAAAAAUAAGAUCACUAGAUGUUUGGAACAAGAAUGUCUAUUAAACCAUAAGAUAGUAAAAAUCCCUAGCAGUCUAGAAACUCCUUAACCAUUCACUCUUUGAACCCUCAAAGAACCAAUUCUGGUUACAAUAUCAAUGGAAUUUAUAUUUAGAAAAAUCCUAACACUAAUAACUAAGAUGAGCUAAUAAGUUUAAAUGAGUCUAGUAUAUGUUAAAACCUAGACGAGCCUACUCUGAUAAAGGACGAUGAGUCUAUAAUAGAUUUCAAUAAUUUGCAGAAAUAGAUGACUAAGGGUCUUUAGCUAAUAGAGUAAGGGAUAAAGUUAAAUUAGGGCUUGCCUAAUACGAGACUCAAAGAAGAAAUGGAGUUAAGAAUGAUUAAAAAAAUGUAUCAGCAAAAUAUAGGUUUCAAGAUUGAUUCAAAGACAUCAAGAACCACUUCAAAAACAUUGAAAAUUUUAUCAGGUGUGGCCCUUAUCUCAGCCUUGGCUUUGUUUGGAGUAUAUUAAUUUCAGGAAACUUUGAUCGAUUCUCAUUACACUAUAAAUACAUUUGAUCAAGACAUGUAUUCUCCGAUAAUGAAAGAGUAUAUGAACUUUUUGGCUCAAUACCAGAAGACUUAUGCAUCUAUUCACGAUAUCAAGGAUCGAUACAUGAAAUUCAAAAGAAAUUUUGAGGCGAUAAUGAAGCACAAUGCAGAUGAGGAGCAAACAUUUGAGAUGGGAAUAAAUGAAUACAGCGAUCUCACUGAAGAAGAAUUUUAAAAGUAAAUGAUCUCAGGAGUUCUGAUAAGACCCGAGCAUGCUGCUAGAGUGAAAUCACUGCCUGAUCCUGAUGAAGAGAAAAUUCUGCUAAGAGGAGAGGCUAAGAAUAUUAAUGUUCCAGAUGAAGUGAAUUGGUAUAAAGAGGGCAAAGUUACUAGACCUUACAAUUAAGCAUCAUGCGGUGCAUGCUGGGCUUUUUCUGCAAUAUCAGCCUUAGAGUCAUUAGCUCUGAUUUCAGGCACUGUGUCAAGUCUCAAAGAAUUAUCAGUUCAGCAACUAGUCGAUUGUGACGAAGUGAAUUUCGCUUGUGGUGGAGGUUGGAUGUACGAUGCUUUUGCCUAUGUCUUACAUAAUGGUGUUGCUUUGAACGAUGGCUAUCCUAGAAAAUACUCUGCUAGAAGAAUGGGCUGCAAUUACAGACCAGCAUAGUAAGAGUACUUUAGAAACACAGGAAUGAUAGAAGAGGACGGGAACACUAAUCAAAGAAUGAAAGAGUUAGUUAGUAAACAGCCUAUAUCUAUUGCUAUGUUCACUCCAGGCAUGCUUCAAAGCUAUAAGAAGGGAGUUGUGACUGAAGACUAUUUAAAGUGCUCUUCUCUUAGAAAUGAAGUUAAUCAUGGAAUCCUCCUAGUUGGUUAUGGCAAAGUAAAGCCAGGUGAAAAGAAGGUUAGAGGAAAGUGCCAAGAGUAUUGGAUUAUUAGAAACUCGUGGGGAGGAAAUUGGGGUGAAGAAGGCUUCUUCAGAAUUUGCAUGGAUAAAGCUGGUGCUAAGGAUAGGAAAUACGGAGCCUGCCUGGUAAACAAAUUCGCCACUUGGCCCAAUAUGGACGGUGAGAUCAUUGCUCCCACUGAUUGA
Messenger RNA from Stylonychia lemnae, 3036 nucleotides. The record is from the annotation of a GenBank genome assembly. NCBI's taxonomy places the organism in Eukaryota, Ciliophora, Spirotrichea, Sporadotrichida, Oxytrichidae.